UGAGAGAAAAAGAGGGAAAGAGAGGGAGUGGGUAGGUUGGCGGCCGGCAGCGUCGCGAUCCCGGAUCCACCUCCUCGGCGCCUCACCAGGAAGUUCUCGUCCUGCCUGCGGGAAAGCUGGAUUAAAAGUUCUGCAAACUUUUGCAGCUCCUUAUCCUCUGCAUUUGUUUUCUACCUAACGAGGGGGCAGGGAAUGUUUUUCUCCCUGGGAGGAAUACGCUCCCGGCCGAGCCAGAACUGAACCCAGAGUGUGGACAUGGCCUCAAAACUGUUGCACCGGUUCCGGAAGAAAGUUGACAGACACAACGUCGAAACGGUGGAAGAUCUUCCUGAGAGAUCGGAACUGUACGAUGACAUGGACGGGUUGUCGGCGCGCCUUAGUGGGACCCUGAGUUUUGGAGAGACGGAUGUUGCAGAAAAGGACUGGGCCCAAGCAGAUGGUGUGGACGGCGACCCUGAGUUUGUAUGCAGCGUUGAGAGUGAUGAGCUUGAAAGGACGGGAAAUCCCUUGGGUGAACUUAAACAAUGCAAUAUGCUUACAAAGCAGCUUCAGGAAAGUUGGAAGAAGCCCAGAGUGAAGUUUAUUGAAGAGAAGCUAACAUUUGAGGUCACGAGUGCCAACGUCAUCCAGGACUCGUCUUCCAAAUACGUGGCUUACACCAUACAAGUAAUAAGGUUUGGAAGUUUGGACGAAGACAAAGCACUGAUUAUUCGGCGUUACACUGAUUUUGCAAAAUUGAAUGAAACACUCCACAAGAACUUCAGGGAGGAUAUGGGCAAGGUGGUCUUUCCAAAGAAAAGAAUCCGGAAAAACUACACACAUGAAACCAUUGCAAAACGCAGUCGGGCUUUCGAACAGUAUCUCCAGCAUAUCCACUCAUUUUCGGACAUUCGCAGGUCCAAAAUAUUUUUGGAAUUUUUUUACCUUCGAGAUUUAACGGUGGGUCAAAGAUUAUUACAGGGGGGUAUGCGUGAGAAUGCUAUGGAGACAUUAAUCAAUGCUCUUCACUUGCAGCAGAAGUUGUGCUCCUAUGAUGCAAGCCAUUUACUUUUCACCCUAACUUCUAUUUCUGUGUGUUACCAAGAACAAGAUCAACUAGAAGAGGCCCAAGCUUACUGCGGGCGGGCCUUGCAGACUAUAGAAAACCAGGAAUAUCAUCCUUUACUCGUGCCUUUACUUCAAGCCAACAUCAGGCUCUCAUGGAAAGUAGCUAAAGACAAACGCCAAUCUGAAGCAAGACUCCAGCAAGUCCAGGAGACAGGAGUCGAUAUUUUAAACCAACCUAGUCUCAAAGAACACCUUAUUAAAUAUUUUUUGGAAUGAAUUAUAUACAGCUCCAUAAUGCAACAGGAAAAAAGAUAAACAAAAUAAACACCUACAUUUAUAUGGUACACAAAAAUGCCGGAGAAA
Molecule: messenger RNA, 1410 nt
Organism: Leucoraja erinaceus (little skate)
Lineage: Eukaryota; Metazoa; Chordata; Chondrichthyes; Rajiformes; Rajidae
Gene: snx21
Product: sorting nexin family member 21
Exons: 4
Coding region: 256-1323 (355 amino acids)
Biological process (GO): protein transport
Cellular component (GO): early endosome membrane
Molecular function (GO): protein binding; phosphatidylinositol phosphate binding
Source: RefSeq, a predicted model, not a curated record